This is a messenger RNA of Meloidogyne enterolobii, 1271 nucleotides long. NCBI's taxonomy places the organism in Eukaryota, Metazoa, Nematoda, Chromadorea, Rhabditida, Meloidogynidae. The record is from the annotation of a GenBank genome assembly.
UUCCAUAUACUUAAUUCUCUCCUUCCCUUCCCAUCUCCCCAUUCAUUUUUAAUAUUUGUACUGCGGUGCAUGCGUUUUUUCCUUCAAUUAAUAACAGUAAUAAAUUUAUUGACAAUUGCUGAUGAAGGUUUCCUGACAGGGCCGGAGGUUUUUAACGAUUUAAAAGAAAAUUGUUCUUUGUUGAAUGUAUCUGUUGCUAUUAUUGGCGCUGGAUUUUCUGGUCUAUCAGCCUUUAAUCAUCUAUCUUCAAUUGGUUUACACAAUGUCCAAAUAUUUGAAGCUUCAAAUAGAGUUGGUGGAAGAGUUUAUCCUUUGGAAUUUGAAGGAAUAUUUCUUCAACAAGGCGCUGAAUUUAUCAAUGGAGAAGAUAAUGCAAUUUAUAAAGCUGCCAGACGACUUGGGUUAAUUACAGGAGAAGUGGACGAUUCUGCUCUAAUUUCUGAAGAUGCACAAUUUGUUUCUUCUCCAACUUGUCAAAUUUCUCAAGACAAAUUAGACAAAUUUGCAGAGUUUAGCUCUUUUCUUGAAUUGAAAUAUGCUGAAAUGGCUAUGGAUAAUCGAGAGAUUUGGAGCAAAACAGUCGCUCAAGUUUUUGAUAGGGAUUAUGAAGAAUUUUUGAAGAAGAUGAACGCCUCAAAAGAAGAUAGACUUCAAUAUAACAGUCUAGCCAAAAUUUACCGUGGAUAUUAUGAAGGAGAAUGGUCUGCCCCUAUAGACAAAUUGGCCCUUCACAACUAUGUUAAAUGGAAAGAUGGAAGUAAAUCUUUCCCUUUCAGUUCAUUUACCUUAAAUUCACGUGGUUAUGCCCCUAUUUUGGCUGAAAUGGCUGAGAACGUGCCAGUCAAUAAAUUAAAUUUAAAUUCACGUGUUGUACAGAUUGAUUAUAGAGGUGAAGAGGGGAAAGGGAAUAAUUAAUUUUAUUUAAAGUGUAUCCAUAAGAUCAACUUUCAGAAUAUCAAGAGUUAGUGUUUGUUCUGGUUUUGGAAUAAAACCAGAAUGUAGGGGAACAAAAUCAGAAUUAAAAAUCAGAAUAUUUUUCAGAAUUAAAUUAGACAGGGAAUCAGAAUUAAAAUCAGAAUUAGGAAUAAAAUCAGAAUUUUAAAACCAGAAUUUAAAUCAGAAUAUCUAACAAAAUUAAAAUCAGAAAAUAAGACAGAAAAAUCAGAAUUAAAUUAUAACAAAAUCAGAACACAAUUAAAACAGAAUUUUAAGAUCAGAAUUAAAAAUCAGAAUAUUAUCAGAAUUAAAUUAAAACAUAAUCAGAACCUAGA